Messenger RNA from Talaromyces rugulosus, 1359 nucleotides. RefSeq lists its product as uncharacterized. The transcript has a single exon. NCBI's taxonomy places the organism in Eukaryota, Fungi, Ascomycota, Eurotiomycetes, Eurotiales, Trichocomaceae. The record is from RefSeq and is a predicted model, not a curated record. Bases 1 to 1359 code for a protein of 452 amino acids.
AUGUAUCCCUGGCACGAACGUCUUAAUGCCUGGGCCAAUGGCACGGGGAUUCACAUCGAUGCUCUCGGUCUUGUCACUCUAUUGGGUGCCGAGGAUAUGGAUCGCAUUGUCGGAAGACUUAUCCCCAGCCCAUACCUGGAUUACUUGCCCCUGCUGGGCGCCUUCACCGUCUCCGCCAGCCAUUUCACAAGGAAACAAUCAGGGUUUAUACUUUACAGCAUAUCCGAUGGAAUGAUGACAACGGAGCUAGCCGGGUGGUUCUCCCGGUGGCUCCAAACACAAGAGUUUGAUCGAGUACGCAGUAUAGUCACAUGGCAAGCAGGACGCCAGCCGCCGCAGCUGCAGAGGUUCUUCUUGGGCUUUUUGCUCAUCGCAUUGCCUAUACAUGGAAUGCUCAUCGCUCUGACCGUACUUGCGGCCGACUGGUGGGGACUUGCCAACGUAGUGUCUAUGAUCGCCUCGGUGGUAGUCCGAUGCGUCUUAGUUAGUGAAAUUCAGGCCGGAAUUGAUAGAAGCAUACGAAAGUCUGAAGAGGCUGCCCAGAAAUACAACUAUCCCCUGAAAAGGGCCAAGUACGACGAAGCAAAGACGAAACUCGAGAACAUUCGCCAGAUGGGUCAGCCAACUGAGGGUAUGAAAGAACCCAUUGCACCGAAAGACCAGUACGAGAUUGUCAAGAUAAUUGUCGUGACGGACGAAUCAAAAGCCGUUACCAUUCAAGCCCCGCGAUAUCUGACCAAAUCGGUCUUUGCAGUCAGUCCCGAGGCACCUAAUCCGAACACCUACCGUGUGUUUCAGGCCAUUGGCUGGGUUGCCUUUGCAGUUCAUGUCAUCAGCAUCGGCAUGGCCCAGCUAUACACACAGAUUGCCUCUGUGGUUCUUAUUCUAGGCGCAACCAUACUCACGGCCUAUAAAAUUGGGUGUGAGGAUUCGAGACCAUGGCAGUUCAUUCGGAGGGCAAUUCAUGAGGAAGACCAGGGAUACAGCUGCCGGCUGACCUCAAAUUUAAAAGCCACUGUUUCCACCUACCCCGCGGACUAUUGUGAAUGGCAAGAAACGGCAGAGGCCUGCGAUUCAUUUACCGCGCAGGAGAUGGAUAAAAACAAUGCUGGACUGUCGCGGGAUAGUAAGAGAGUGACAGUCAACGACGUUGAGAAGAGUCAGUCUCCAACGAGGCCCACAACGCCAGGCCGCCAGGAUCUAUAUGCGUGGCUAGACCUGACAGAGGCAGAGGACAAAUGCUUGAAUAUCUGGGGGCUGAUACCUCACGACCCGGAGUGGGUGGAUCGAUACCUGGAGAAAAAGAUGUUUCAUCGUCGACGAAUGGAACGAAAGAACAUUCUGGAGACUGAAAGUUAA